AUGUCUUCUCAAGCAAAUGAAGAACCAACUCAAGCAGGAGCAAACACAACUCAAGCAGAAGCAAAUGCAACCCAAGAAGAAGAAACUCAAGCUGAACCAAUUGUUGGGAGAAAGAGGAAAAAAACAAGUGUAAUUUGGAAAGAUUUCGAUGAAAAGGAAAUUACUAAAGGUGUGUUUAGAGCUGUUUGUAAACACUGCAAAGCACAAUAUACUACUGGGACGGUAGGAUCCAGCACGAGUCAAAUGAAACGACAUCUUGUAAGUUGCACUGCCAAGAAAUUGCAAGAUGCUACUGAAAAGAGACAAGCUGCUAUUCCAUUUAAGCGUGUGAGUUCAGGUAACCCCUUUCUUACUUCUGGUGUUGGAUACUCUAAUGAAAGGAUGAGGGAAAUAAUUGCAACUGCUGUAAUGGUUCAUGAAUAUCCUUUUAAUGUUGUUGAGGAUGAUGUUUGGAUGUGGGCAUUCGAAUAUGCAAAUCCUGAGUUUCGCAAGGUUACUCAUAAAACAACAAGAAGUGAUUGUUUGAAACUAUUCGAGAAUGAGAAAAAAAUCUUAAAGAAACAGUUGGAAAGUGUGAGCAAGAUUAGUUUAACAACAGAUAUGUGGAAAUCUAGCCAUCAAGUGGUUGAAUAUAUGGUUAUCACAGGACAUUUCAUUGAUGCGGGAUGGAAUCUUCAGAAAAGAGUUUUGAGUUUUGUGAAAGUGCCUGCACCAAGACGUGGUAUUGACGUGGCUGAUGCUAUUCAUAAAUGUUUGAAAACUUGGAGGAUUGAAAGUAAAAUAUUUACAGUAUCUGUUGAUAAUGCUGCUUACAAUGAUUUGUGCUUGAAAUAUCUUAAGGAUAAUAUAUCGAUGAGUAGAAAGUUAAUCCUUAAUGGUGAUUUGUUUCAUGUUAGGUGCUGUGCGCAUAUUUUGAAUUUGUUAGUGCAGGACGGCCUUAGUAAAAUUAAGGAUAUCAUUUUUAAUAUUCGUGAGAGUGUCAAAUAUGUUAACCACAAUGAUGCAAGGCUAAAGAACUUCUGUGAUGUGGUUGAGCAAAAAGGUUUGAAAGAAAGGAAACUCGUCAUCGAUUGUCCUACAAGAUGGAAUUCAACCUUCAAUAUGGCGUCAACCGCUUUGAAAUUUAAAAUUGUAUUUUCAGCCUACAAAGAAAGAGAGCCUCACUAUGAUCAUGCCCCUUCAUUUGAAGAAUGGGACAAAGUUGAGAAAGUGUGUAAAUUGCUAGAAGUGUUCAAUUCUGCUACUCAUGUGAUCUCAGGUAGUGAGUAUCCAACUGCAAAUUUGUAUUUGCCAGAGGUCUGGAGGGUGAAGCAAGUACUUGAUAUGGCGGAUGAAGAUGAAGAUCUCUUUAUGAGAGAAAUGGCAAAACCAAUGAAAAAGAAGUUUGACAAAUACUGGGGGGAGAGUAAUUUGUUGAUGGCUAUAGCUAGUGUUUUGGAUCCUAGGUGCAAAUUUCACAGUGUUUGUAUAUGUUUUCCCAAGAUAUAUAAAUCCAAGGAAGUUUCUGAUGAGAAUAUAGAGAAGGUUAGGCGUUCCUUGGAAUUAUUAUAUGAUGAGUAUGUGGCCUUAUCUUUGGAAGAGUCUUAUUUGAUGCCUGCUGUUAAUUUGGAUAAUUCAUCUUCCUCUCAAACAAAUGUUAAAAAUGCCACUGGAAUUGAUGACUUGUUACAAACCAUUCGGGAGCAACAAGCCAUUUCUCCCACGAAGUCAGAAUUGCAAGAUUAUCUUGAUCAAGGUGUUCAUGUUGUUCCUAACUCUGAAUCCUUUAGUGCUUUGGAAUGGUGGAGGAACAACAGCAUGAAGUAUAAGAUCUUGUCUAAGAUGGCUGCUGAUAUACUAGCUAUUCCAAUCUCAACUGUUGCAUCAGAGUCCACAUUCAGUGCUGGAGGUAGAGUUAUCGAUGAAUUUCGCUCUAGAUUAAAUGAAGAAUCUGUUGAAGCUCUCAUUUGUGGUGGUGAUUGGUUCCGUCAUAAAUAUGGUGUGAAGAACAAAUCAAAGGUUGAUAAAGAUGAGAUACAAAUCAACUUGAAGAUUUGAUAUCAUUUUGGUUUUUUGGGCUGGUUUGUGUACAUGAAGCUGAUGAGUGAUUUGUUGACUUGUGUGAUAUGUUGAAUUAUGCUGACUUUUGCUACACCUUGAAGAUUUGAUAUCAUUUUGGUUUUUUGGGUGGUCUCUGUACAUGGAGCUGACUAUGAGUGAUAUGUUGACAUGCUGACUUUUGCUACACUUGAGUUUUGACUAAGACCAUGUGACUAUGAGUCUAUGACUAAUGAGUGUCACUCUAUCACUCAUUUCUUUUUUUGUUUUCUCAUAUCAAGCACUUUAUGAAAUCAUAUGAUUUUCUAUUUUUUGGUGAAUUGUACUCAAAUGGUUGAUAAACAUUGAUGAGUACUAACGAAAGAUUAUUAUUAUUAGCUCUAAAUUCAUUGUGAUUUGUUGUUUUG
Molecule: messenger RNA, 2444 nt
Organism: Medicago truncatula (barrel medic)
Lineage: Eukaryota; Viridiplantae; Streptophyta; Magnoliopsida; Fabales; Fabaceae
Product: zinc finger BED domain-containing protein RICESLEEPER 2-like
Exons: 3
Coding region: 1-2037 (678 amino acids)
Molecular function (GO): DNA binding; protein dimerization activity
Source: RefSeq, a predicted model, not a curated record